AUGUCAAAUGUCAACAGAUUAUACCAAUCUUAUCCAUAUUUCAAUAGAACAGAAAAGAAGAGGAUUAACGAAAAUUUCGAUGUAACUAUUCAUUAUACAAAUCAUGUCAAAAUCACUCUUCUUAUCCUUAUUCAUGUUGCAUCUAUUCAGAUAUCUUCUAAUCAUCGAUGGUCAGAUGGAUUCAAAACCACACUGAAUGUUCCCAUUGAGAAUGAUUUUGUCAAUGGUUGGAAUAUUCACUUACAAUUCACUCAACCUGUGAAUAUCAUUACUUGGCCAGGUCAUCUCUAUUCGAAUACCAACAAUCGAAGCUUUGCAUUCACUAACAAUCAUUCAGAAAACAUCGAAUUACUCUCUGGUACCUUUCUUCAUUUCAAAUUUAUCGUUCAAUCCAUUGCAAAUUUGAAUAAUCUUCUCACUAUUUCAUUCAAUGACAAAUUCAUUCUUACAAAUAUAUCCACUAUUUCAUCAAAUACAAGCAAGUAUGACUAUGCACUUGUGCUCAGCAAUUCAUUACUCUUCUACGAAGCACAACGAAGUGGAAAACUUCCAUCAGAUAAUCGAAUUAAAUGGCGAGGAGAUUCGAUGUUAAUGGACAAAGGACAUCAUGGUGAAGAUUUGACUGGUGGUUAUUUUGAUGCUGGUGAUCAUGUCAAAUUUGGUUUUCCUAUGGCAUCAUUCACAACAAUAUUAACUUGGGGUGCAAUUGAAUAUGAAGAUGCUUAUAGACGAACAGGUCAACUCGACUAUGUUCGACAAGCGAUUCGAUGGUCAACAGAUUAUUUCAUCAAAGCACAUGUUAGUGAAUUUGAAUUCUAUGGACAAGUCGGUGAUGGACAUGAUGAUCAUAUACAUUGGUCAAGACCAGAAGAUUGGACAAAACCAAGACCUGCAUACAAACUCACACCUGAAAAGCCUGGCUCAGAACUCAUAGCUGAAACUGCAGCUGCAUUAGCUGCUGCCUCAAUUCUCUUUCGUUCAGUUGAUCCUGAUUAUCAUUCGUUACUUCUCACACAUGCUCGACAAUUAUAUGACUUUGCCAAUCGAUUCCGUGGCAACUAUUCACAUUCUAUACCUGAUAUUACUGAUUUCUAUAAUUCAUGGUCAGGUUAUGGAGAUGAAUUGGGAUGGAGUGCUGCUUGGCUUCUACGUGCGACAGAUGAUCAACGUUAUCAAGAAGAUAUUGAACAACAUUAUGAUGAAUUUCAUCUUGCUAAACAACCUCGAGAAUUCAGUUGGGAUGACAAAACAGCUGGUCUUCAGAUUCUCAUGGCGAAAAUAACAAACAAACAAACUUAUCGAACACAAGCUGAACAUUUCUGUCAUUAUGUAGUUCAUCAAGCUCCAACAACACCCAAAGGUCUUGUCUUUCUCGCUCCAUGGGGUUCGCUUCGACAUGCCAGCAACGCUGCUUUUCUUUGUCUUAUGGCUGCUGAAAUCAAUAUCAAUGAAGCACAAUAUUUGAAGUUUGUUACUGAACAAAUCAAUUACAUUCUUGGUGAUUCAGGUCGAUCAUUUGUCAUCGGUUUCGGUGAGAACUAUCCCAAACGACCUCAUCAUGUAUCCAGUUCUUGUCCUGAUCGGCCAACAAUAUGUGAUUGGAAUGCAUAUUCUAGUCCUCAUCCUAAUCCACAACUUCUCAUUGGUGCUUUAGUUGGAGGACCUGAUGAAAAUGAUAAUUAUGAAGAUCGACGUGAUGACUUUAUCAAGAAUGAAGUCACUACUGAUUACAAUGCAGGAUUUCAAUCAGUACUUGCAGGUUUAUUACAUUAUCAAUUCAAAAGUUCUGAAUAA
Molecule: messenger RNA, 1794 nt
Organism: Adineta ricciae
Lineage: Eukaryota; Metazoa; Rotifera; Eurotatoria; Adinetida; Adinetidae
Source: the annotation of a GenBank genome assembly